ACCAUAAGCCAUGUUUGGCUUUUAUCAAGUUGUCUCUUCCAAGAAAUGGCGUGGUUGACUAGGGACACCGUGUUGGUCUGAAUAACGAAUGUCAAGUGCGGCAUGGAUCUUAACCGAGGAGUUUGGCGACUCCUGAGAAAACCGCUCCCCUUUUCCGGUCAGUAAAUUUCCCCGACGGUGGUUUUGCGUUCUAACUUCUGUGUUUCAAAAACCUGUUGUACUUGAUUAUUCGAAUAUUCCCACGUCCCGACAUAUAAAUGUAAGGCCUAAGGCAUGGAUGCGGGCUUACUGUGAACCAUAUAUUCUUCCCUGCAACCUUGGCAUAGAGCCAUAACUGUACCGACACAGGAACUAGAAUGUGGACAUCGCGCGAAGGUUUUACCGCCGACGUCUGCGGCUGGCUGAUCCAGAAGACUCUCCUUAGUCCCUGGAAGACCCUACCACUCUUGCUCCUGGCCCAAUUCACAUCUCACGGCCGCGAGAUUGCGCAGCAGCAUCCAAAAUUGCACUAUACACUACAUGGACUAGCAUCCCUGGCAGUUAUACAUCGUCUCAACGCGUGGACCAACCACAAGGUCCUGAACAAUGGUGUCUCAGACCAGUACGAUUGGACGAGAGAGACUGUCGUCUUGACCGGGGGGAGCAACGGGAUUGGAAGACAUAUAGCACUUCUAUUGACAAAGCGGGGAAUCACCGUUGCUAUUUUGGACAUUGAGCCCCCAACGAAGGAAACAGAGGAUGGAGACAAGAUUCAUUACUAUGAAUGUGAUAUUACCUCCCCUGAUGCCAUCGCUUCGGCGGCCACAGACAUCCGCUCUUCUCUGGGUACACCUACGGUUCUCAUCAACAAUGCUGGUGUCUGCACCGGCCAGACCAUCUUAUCCGGCACGGAGGCACAAACCCGUCGCUUAUUCGAGGUCAAUACCUUCUCCCACUACCACAUUGUCCGCGAGUUUCUCCCUGCUCUUAUUACAGCCAACCAUGGUAUGGUGGUUACUGUCUCCUCGCAGUCCGGAUAUACUACUGCGCCCAACAUGGUUGACUACUCUGCUAGUAAAGCGGCCGCUGUGGCUUUCCAUGAAGGUCUUGCUGCGGAACUAAGAACCAGGUACCACGCCCCACGCGUGCGGACCGUCCUCGUGGCACAAGGUUUCACUCGGACGGGGUUGAUUCGGAACCUCACCCCGGAGGAUACAUGGUUUAAUCCGUUACUCGAGCCCGAGACCGUUGCAGAGGCCGUGGUUGACACGGUGAUCAAGGGACGGAGCGGGAGGGUCGUUGUACCCGGGACAUCGGGGUGGUUGGCAUGCAAUAUUAGAUCGCUGCCGCUCUGGAUGCAACAUUGGACGAGGAGCCGGCUGGAAAGGCUAAUGAGAGCCUUUUAAUUAUUGCGAUCUACUUUGGUAAUGAUCUAUAAUUGGUAUAUUAAGCUACCUCACUCCGAAAUGUUCGAUUCAUGCACGUAGACGUGAUAGGCCAGCCACACCAACCACCCAUUUCGAGUGGCGUC
Molecule: messenger RNA, 1510 nt
Organism: Aspergillus ruber CBS 135680
Lineage: Eukaryota; Fungi; Ascomycota; Eurotiomycetes; Eurotiales; Aspergillaceae
Product: short chain dehydrogenase/reductase family protein
Exons: 2
Coding region: 357-1385 (342 amino acids)
Molecular function (GO): oxidoreductase activity, acting on the CH-OH group of donors, NAD or NADP as acceptor
Source: RefSeq, a predicted model, not a curated record